Suillus paluster is the source of this 483-nucleotide messenger RNA. RefSeq lists its product as uncharacterized. The coding region runs from base 1 to 483 and encodes 160 amino acids. The record is from RefSeq and is a predicted model, not a curated record. The transcript is spliced from 3 exons. NCBI's taxonomy places the organism in Eukaryota, Fungi, Basidiomycota, Agaricomycetes, Boletales, Suillaceae.
AUGGCUCCCGAGUACAGCAACGCCGCUGAGAACUUGAGUCCACUCAUCCUAUUCUAUGCAGUGGGCUGCGAUGCCGAGUUGAACAAGCAGUUAUGCAGAGAACAGGGUGUUCAAGGGUUCCCAACUUCGCUCAACGUCUUCCCUCGUGCUCAUCCGCUGGGCCUCGCGCUCCGUGCCCAACAAAGUAAAACUCCACCCGCACAUCUACAACAUCCCAGUGUGACUCGAAAAGGGUUGGCUCUCAACUUGAUCUCCUGGUGGCCCCGUGUGACCCCGCGCCUCCCUACAGACCUCCCAGGCGUCGUUAUUUUAAAUAAGGACAAGAAGCUCCCGCUACUCUGGGAGGUCCUUGCGAAUAAUUACUGCAAGAGGAUGACGUUUGGCUAUCAUACAAACCCGGAUAGUGCGUUUGCGUCAUCGUUGGGGUUCCCUACGACUGUCGAGGGAAGGACGUCAUUGGGUCAGCGUGCCGGUCUUGUAUGA